Messenger RNA from Glycine soja, 1520 nucleotides. RefSeq names its product gibberellin 20 oxidase 2-like. Bases 147 to 1274 code for a protein of 375 amino acids. Gene Ontology annotation, biological process: flower development; gibberellin biosynthetic process; response to light stimulus. The record is from RefSeq and is a predicted model, not a curated record. The transcript has 3 exons. NCBI's taxonomy places the organism in Eukaryota, Viridiplantae, Streptophyta, Magnoliopsida, Fabales, Fabaceae. Gene Ontology annotation, molecular function: gibberellin 20-oxidase activity.
CAGUCGCAUUAUAUUCCAUGUCUCAACUCUACAAAUACAUGCCACUCCUUGGCCUAUGUGCUCUAUCUCCACCAAGCUUGUGAAAACUAAGUCCCUUCUUUACUUAUUACACCUACAAUUUUCAUUUCACACACCAACGUGCCAUCAUGGAUUCAGGUUUCUACUUGGUGUCAUCACUGAACCACCAAGAAGUAGUCCAAAGCCGUUUCUUCGAUCCCUCUUGGCUACAAAUGCAACCCCACGUUCCCAUGAGCUUUGUUUGGCCCAAAGAGUGCUUAGUGGACGCGAACGAGGAGUUCCACGCUCCAAUGGUGGACCUUGGAGGGUUCCUAAGGGGUGAUGAUGACGAGGCCACAAGCCGAGCCGUUAGGCUCGUGCGCAAGGCGUGCUCGAGCCACGGGUGCUUCCAAGUGAUCAACCAUGGUGUUGAUUCCCGUCUCAUCAGGGAAGCAUAUGAUCAAAUGGACGCUUUUUUUAAGCUUUCGAUUCGUAGAAAAGUGAGUGCUCGAAAGACUCCAGGUUCAGUAUGGGGAUAUUCUGGUGCCCAUGCUGAUAGGUUCUCCUCCAAAUUGCCUUGGAAAGAGACCCUCUCUUUUCCCUUUCAUGACAACAAUGAGUUAGAGCCGGUUGUUACUAGGUUCUUUAACAACACCUUAGGGGAAGACUUUGAACAAGCUGGAGUGGUAUUCCAGAAUUAUUGUGAAGCCAUGAAGCAGUUGGGGAUGAAGCUGUUGGAGCUUUUGGCGAUUAGCUUGGGAGUGGAUAAGUUGCAUUAUAAGGACUUGUUUGAAGAAGGUUGUUCCGUCAUGAGAUGCAACUUUUACCCAUCAUGUCAGCAGCCAAGUCUUGCAUUAGGGACUGGACCACAUUGUGACCCAACAUCUCUCACCAUUCUUCACCAAGACCAAGUUGGAGGGCUUGAUGUGUUCGCCGACAACACGUGGCAGACCGUUCCACCUCGUCCCGAUGCCCUUGUAGUUAACAUUGGUGAUACUUUCACGGCAUUAUCAAAUGGGAGAUACAAGAGUUGCCUGCACAGGGCAGUGGUUAACAAGUACAAAGAGAGGAGGUCCUUGGCAUUCUUUCUGUGCCCCAAAGAGGACAAGGUGGUGAGAGCCCCAGAGGAUAUUGUGCGUAGGGAUGGGACAAAACAGUAUCCAGAUUUCACAUGGUCGAGUUUGCUUGAAUUCACACAAAAGUACUACAGAGCCGACGAAGCUACACUGCAGAACUUCACCAAGUGGUUGCUAUCCUCCAAACAACAAACCCUUUAGGUUAACCAACAAAUAGAUUCUGUUCCGCUCCUUUGCUUUUACUAGAGGGUCCAGACGCAGUGCCGCAUUAAAUUACCCCCUGUUCGUUUCCUACCGUCCAAAACGUGAAAAUUUUUAUGUAACUUAUUCCACUACGUACGGCGUGUUUCAACUUAUUGCUAGGAACUUUGUGGUGGAUUAUAUAUAUAAUAUCUAUGCAACUAACGUUUCUGGUUGACAUAAUUUAGACACCAAUCCUAGAAGAUA